This is a messenger RNA of Dunckerocampus dactyliophorus (ringed pipefish), 2767 nucleotides long. RefSeq names its product solute carrier family 1 member 5 (gene slc1a5). Gene Ontology annotation, molecular function: neutral L-amino acid transmembrane transporter activity; L-aspartate transmembrane transporter activity; symporter activity. Gene Ontology annotation, biological process: L-aspartate import across plasma membrane. Lineage: Eukaryota; Metazoa; Chordata; Actinopteri; Syngnathiformes; Syngnathidae. Bases 111 to 1715 code for a protein of 534 amino acids. The record is from RefSeq and is a predicted model, not a curated record. Gene Ontology annotation, cellular component: plasma membrane. The transcript has 8 exons.
CGCCGUGACGUCAAACAAGUGUACAAAAAAAGCGCCGGACUCGAGCCGCGCAGGCUCUCCGCGCUCAAAGACCCUGUUGUAACUUUCUGGGGCAACUUUUAAAACUCACAAUGACCGAAAUUUCAGAGGAAGAAAUCCAGGCGUCCAACGGUGACGACAAACUAGCCAACGGACCGUCCCACAGUCGUAAUGGCGGCGGCUCCCCGGAGCCUCUGUCCCGGCGCGUCAAGCGUAUAGUGGAAGCUAAUUUGCUUGUGAUCCUCACCGUAGUCGGAGUUAUCAUCGGCGUCUUCAUCGGCCUCGGCGUGCGUAGCGUGACGCUCACCCGCACUCAGGUCAUCUACAUCGGCUUCCCCGGCGAGCUGCUCAUCCGCCUGCUGAAGAUGAUCAUCAUCCCGCUGGUGGUGUGCAGUUUAGUGUCCGGAGCGGCUAGCAUCGACCCCAAAGCACUGGGCAGGUUAGGCGGCUGGGCGAUGCUCUUCUUCCUGCUCACCACCUUGAUAGCCUCGGCCAUUGGAGUAGUGAUGGCUUUCAUCAUCAACCCGGGCUCAGUUGCUAUGACCAAACCGACGGUGGCCGACUUGGACGACGGCGUGCCGGAAUCCAAAGAGAUCAUCGACUCCUUUUUGGAUUUGAUCAGAAACAUCUUCCCUUCCAACCUGGUGUCUGCUGCCUUCCAGUCAUACGCAACCAGCUACAAGGUGGUGAACGCAACUGACAAAAUGCAACGCCUCAACAUCUCCACAGAGAAGCUUCCCAUUGCAACAGACCAGGAUGGUAUGAAUAUUCUGGGUCUGGUGGUGUUCGCCAUCGUGUUUGGCGUGGCUUUGCGGAAACUGGGGCAGGAAGGCGAGAUCUUGAUUAAGUUCUUCAACUCCUUCAAUGAAGCCACCAUGGUGCUGGUCUCCUGGAUCAUGUGGUACGCCCCUCUCGGUAUCAUGUUCCUUGUAGCCGGCAAGAUUGUGGAGAUGGAUGACGUGGGCCUGCUGUUUGCCAGCCUGGGGAAAUACAUCGCCUGCUGCAUUGUGGGACACGCCAUUCACGGCAUGCUCGUCCUGCCCGCGAUCUACUUUGUCAUCACCAGGAAGAACCCCUACACCUUCCUGUGGGGGAUAUUCACAGCUCUGGCCACAGCUUUUGGAACAGCCUCCAGCUCUGCCACUCUGCCCCUGAUGAUGAAGUGCGUGGAGGAAAACAACGGCGUCUCUAAACAAAUCAGCCGCUUCAUCCUCCCCAUCGGCGCCACCGUCAACAUGGACGGCGCCGCUCUCUUUCAGUGCGUGGCGGCCGUUUUCAUCGCUCAGCUCAACGACGUUUCCCUCGACUUCAUCCAGAUCAUUACCAUCCUCGUGACCGCCACAGCGUCAAGCGUCGGAGCUGCCGGCAUUCCCGCCGGCGGGGUGCUGACCCUCGCUAUCAUCCUGGAGGCAAUCGGGCUGCCCACCAAUGACCUCUCCCUCAUCUUGGCUGUCGAUUGGCUUGUCGACCGCACGUGCACGGUGCUCAACGUGGAGGGCGACGCCUUCGGAGCCGGGCUCCUUCAGUUCUUCGUAGACCGCACGUCCAAACGGGAAGGAGAGGAACUGAUGGAAGUCAAACCGCAUGCCGACACCGCCGCCGAGCACUCGCCGCUCAUGCGGAAACCAGGUGGGGUGGGAGACGCAGCGAGCAACAACGCCAACGAGUUGCACCGGGAAAAAGAAUCUGUCAUGUAAAAUGUAAAGCCAUGUGACCUGGUCCUGGAAGCUGAUGGACUACUUUCUAAGCAGCGGUAUUGUUAAGUCAGCAGUAAUUAUACAAUCGGGACGUGAAGGACUACUGUAGUGGAAUAACGUAAUUUAUUGAUGGUAAGAGACAAGUUGGACCUCUGGUAUUAAUUGGCCACGGUUGAAAAUGCUUUAUUUGGUGUAUGUUGUGGUGUGAACUGGUCCAUGUCACUUUAGUACGCAUGCGAGGAAAACAAACAUUGAUAUUCUUCCACCAAAUGGACCUAUCCAGCGAUACACCAAAGCCAUUCUGCCUCUUUCAAAAAUAAUCGGACCUCGGUGCUGUUACUGCUUUACGUCAGGCUCUGCUGACUUGAAGUGAAGACUGUUGAUUCCCUCCUAAAGACCAAAAAGAAUCCCUUUUUAUUUAUUUAGUUUUCCAGACCUCGUUUUUUGUUUUGUUUUUGUACUUUAGCAUCUUAGCAGAGCACAGAGAUGAGUUUUGAAAGCACAACAAGGUAUCAACGUGUGGACGUUAGAAUGACAUUUUGAAUGAAUGGCUCCCCCUGGUGGCGAAUGAAAGUAUGGAAAUAACUUCAUUGACCUCAAAGGUUAAACGUGUAUGUUACGUCUAAGUCAAACAUCCGAAGAUAUUUUUUUCCCUGUAAGAUUUCCAAAGUGGUUAUUUUGCGGGGCCAUCCUUGAACAUCUCAUUCAAUUACUCUACAAACAGAUUUGAUUUUUUUUUCCAUGCUUUCUUUUGUGUGUUCAAGGUACUUCCGCUUGGGUGCAGGGAUUUUGUCUUUUACAUUUUUUUAGCAGGUGAAUGUCACUCUUCAUGUUCGUUUUGUCAUCUAUUGUUGUGGUUUGUCUAGGUUAAAAUCACAUUGACGACAUGAUGAGCCAAGUGACACCUCCAUACGUCCGAUACUACAAACUUGUUGGUACAAGGUCCUUUUCAUUGCUGGGUUUCCGUUAAGUUGAACUGUUUUAUUUGAUGUGACUAUGCACAUGAAAGUAUGCCUUUUGGGAUCUCAACAAUAAAUUUUUUUAUGAUUUAA